UUUUAUUUCGGAAAAUAAAUUAGCGCAGCCCGAUAACGUGUUUGGGCUAGCCCAACCCAGCCCAUUUGGCCCACUAAGGAAACCCUAACCCUAGCCAUCUUCUAUAAAUAGGGGUGCUCACUUGGAAAUUUUCCACUCCCACCCCUCAAAAAUUUCCAGCCGCCACUCUCUUCUUCCUCCUCUCCCACACGCACAGCCCUCUCCUCUCCUGUUCAUGGCGCAGAGAAGCUCUCCGACGAGCUGCUCCCAUGGCGCCAACCUUCCCUGCGGCGAGCUCCUUCCUCCAGGCACCCAUGCCGCCGAGCUCUCCUUCACGGUGCGGGCGAGCUCCCUCCUCGGCUGCUUCCAGCCCAACUCAGUGCCCUUGCUGCAGGCGAGCAGCAGGCUCCCUGCUCCACGCGCCUCCCCAGCCAUGGCGUCCUGCUUCCUCCCAUGGCGCAGGAGAUGCCCCAGCGAGCUCCCUUCCCUUCCCCAUGGCUCGAGCUCGAGUUUCCUCAUGGCGCUGCCUCCCUGUCCAUGGCGACGCAGCAGCUCCCUCCCAUGGCGCCCCCUGCUCUUCCUUCUUGGCGCCCAGAAAUUGCAGCAGCAUCUCCCUCCCCCAAACUGCUCUUGCCAUGGCCGAUUCUUCCCUGCGCCCUACUCUCCCAUGGAAAUCCAGCAAGAGCCCCAUUUCCUCCAUGGCCGGCGCCCCGCGCAGCGCCUCUGCGCGACUCUCCCUCCCCAAACAGCGAGCCCCCUUCCUCGCUGCUCGUCGUGGUGCCCGCCGGCUGUUCGGUAAAAUGCGCAGCAAGCCGCGCGCUGCAGCAGCCCUCCCGUUCGAUCUCCACUCCCCUCGUCGCGUGUCGUCGCUCUCGUGCUCGCUGCGCAGCCCCAUCCGCGACGCCGUAAGUCCUCGCUAGGCGUUGCCGCGGAGCCACGCGCGAUGCCUGUUUCGGUGAAGCCCCUAAACCGUGGACGCAUGUGCAACGCGAAUCCGAGUUUGACAGGUUGAUAGAUUUAUGAUUUACUAUUGAUGUGUUUCGAUUGAUGGCAUGCAUACAAAUAUGGUGUAUAUUGAUGUUGAAUAUGUGUGGCUGCGAUAGUUAUUUUGUACGUCAUAAGAAUUGGUCGCAGAUGUAUUAAUUGAUUGUUAAAAUGCUCGUCGUAAAAUAUUGUGUUCGCGCGGCAAAUUUUAAAUAAAGCCUAAAGCAUGCUCGGUGACUUCCGUAGUCGGCUAA
Molecule: messenger RNA, 1217 nt
Organism: Zea mays
Lineage: Eukaryota; Viridiplantae; Streptophyta; Magnoliopsida; Poales; Poaceae
Exons: 2
Coding region: 249-899 (216 amino acids)
Source: RefSeq, a predicted model, not a curated record